GAAUCGGCAGUAGAUGAUGAACUGAAUGACCCAAAAAGCAGCGACAAGAAUGCUGCACAUCUGGCAUUUCCCUCUGCACAACGAAGAAAGCAGAUACGAGAAACAGAAUCACCGAUUGUACCGCCACCGGAAUUUCAUGCAAGAAAAUCAGGCGACUAUUCAGAUGUCGACGACUAUAUCAUCGACCAACCGGUCAAGGAAAAAAUUGAGGGACAUUCCGGAAUUUACGUCAAAACGAAUCGUUUGUAUCGACGAUCGAUGAGCGUGCGAGAAUAUCGUGCACUUGCCAAAAGGAUGCCUGGCCCAAAGGUGUAUGGUGCUGACACACCGGGUUCGAUAUGUGACAAAGAUCUUGCGGAAUUCAACAUGAAUAAUCUGGGCACGGUGCUCGAUUUGCUCGAUGAAAGUGGAGUGAAAAUCAAAGGCGUGAAUACUGUCUAUUUAUAUUUUGGUAUGUGGAAGGCAACAUUUCCGUGGCAUCCCGAAGAUAUGGAUCUUUAUUCCAUCAAUUAUGUGCACUUUGGUGAACCAAAGGUUAGCGACGAAACGCUAUUUUUUUGCUCCCGUCUCGCUUCAUACACUUUUUUCUUGAUAAAAUAG
Messenger RNA from Gongylonema pulchrum, 600 nucleotides. NCBI's taxonomy places the organism in Eukaryota, Metazoa, Nematoda, Chromadorea, Rhabditida, Gongylonematidae. The record is from the annotation of a GenBank genome assembly.